Molecule: messenger RNA, 1330 nt
Organism: Argentina anserina (silverweed cinquefoil)
Lineage: Eukaryota; Viridiplantae; Streptophyta; Magnoliopsida; Rosales; Rosaceae
Product: zinc finger protein HD1
Exons: 4
Coding region: 158-1003 (281 amino acids)
Biological process (GO): regulation of flower development
Cellular component (GO): nucleus
Molecular function (GO): protein binding; DNA-binding transcription factor activity
Source: RefSeq, a predicted model, not a curated record
GUCACAAAACCUACAACAACAAACCCAUUGCAAUUUGGCUACUCAGUUUCAGUGUAUGUGUCUGUUACUCUUCCCUUUUGCUUUGUAGAUAUUUGUCAGGCUUCUCUGUUCCAAAGUUUGUGACUUUUCAAAGAGAGAAGAUUGCGGGUUUUAGAGAAUGUAUGCAGAGACUGGGCUCUUGUUCCCCUAUUUCCAGAACGCCCCUCAAGACUUUCAGCAGUUGGAGGAGUUCUGCAGGAACCAGGUAUCCACUGCUUCAAUGCAGAAUAACCUUGUAGAGGCCUCCAUGAUAUCAGAAUACGACCUGGGAGGAGAUUGGGAUCUAUUUAAAGCUCCUGAGCCUAUCAUUGAAGAACCCGUUCUUGGUCUGGAUCCUAUGGCGGCAUUCUCAAUGAUGUCUGUUGGGGAAGAUGUCAUCUCCUCUCAAGGACUCAAGGCUGCAGACAUUGAAUCACUUCAAAGUGAACAGCUAUUGGAUGAUGCUUUCUAUGACAAGGAUAUCCUAGAAAAGGAUCCAGCAGAAACACCACUUUCUGAGGUCCUUGAUAUCAAAAUGCCUGAUAUGGGGACAGAUGGAAUUCAAGUUCAAGAAGACAAACCACUUCGUAACAUACAAUUCCAGAAAAGUGGUAGCUCAGGAUGCCUAAGCUCAAUGGAGUGGAUGCAAGGAGCUUCAACGAACCCUAAUUUUAUGGAGUUACCCGGAAUGGAUUUUGCUACUGCUUAUGGGAUUCGGAGGGCAUUUAGUGAAGGAGAUAUCAAGACACUUGGUAGCUGUAACAUAAGCCUCGUCCAUCCUCCUCUUGAGCGGUCAAUUAUAAUCACCAACUGCACCACCGAGGCACGCAUGGAAAAACUUUCAAGAUACAGGAACAAGAAGUCAAAGAGGAACUUUGGAAGGAAAAUCAAGUAUGCGUGCAGGAAGGCUCUUGCAGACAACCAGCCGAGGAUCCGUGGAAGGUUUGCAAAGACUGAAGAAUCAACUCAUGCCAAGAGGCAGUAACUGUUGACAUAUUAUGAUUACAAUGUAGGAAUGAAGUAGCUGCUAGGUUCCAAAGAUGUAAUAUGGAAGAGAUCAGUAGUGGUAUCAAGCAUGGCGUGAUGUAGUAGACUUGGACUCAGUUUAGGUGCUCAAUAAACCAGACUCCUCCUCCCCCCUUCAAAAUCCUGCUUAGUAUUUCAUCCCUUUCUUGCUGUAGUGACCUUCUCUCUACUCUUAGACGUGCAUGGCCAGUUUCAGGUGUAAAUAGGGUAUGCUAAAUAAACCGGGGAAGCAAAACCAGUUCUACUUGUUCAUAUUAUAUAUGGUAUGAAGGAAAAUUUUGUGGUU